AUGAAUGAAAACAUAAAAGAUAUGAUCCUGGAUGAGUGGACAGACCCUGAAAGAAGACUGGGGGUAUCAAGGGAAUUCAGGAAUAGGCUAUUCGAUCCAGACGACGUUAAACUGUUUAAUGAAACCCCAAAAAUUUACAUUCAGGUAGCCAAGAAGACCUCCCUCCCAUUCGAGGACUCGUCACAACUGCAGGACCCAAUGGAAAGGAAGGCUGCAAAAAAAACCUGGGCGGCAUCUAUGUUUGGUAUUAAAACCAACAUAGCUGCGACGUCGGUGGCUAGGUCCAUGUGUUUCUGGCUCAAUGAGUUGGGAGACCAUAUUAAAAACAAAACCCCAAGAGAGGAAAUAUUAAAUUCUAUUCCACUCCUCAGAUCAGCCACUGCCUUCUUGGCGGAUGCCUCAGCGGAAUCGGUGAGGUUUGCCGCCAAGGAUGCUGCUCUCACCAAUUCAGCUAGAAGGGCAUUGUGGAUGAAAGCAUGGGGAGGGGAUAAAACAUCAAAAGCGAAGCUAUGUUCUAUAGCUUUUUCCGGGGAAUACGUUUUUGGACCCGUGUUAGACUCCAUUCUUGAGAAGGCUGCAGAUAAAAAGAAAGGGUUUCCGGAGGAAAGUAAAAAGAAGCCCUUUCGUUCCUUCAAUUCCCAGACUAGACCCUAUAGGGGCAAAGAUUGUCCAUCACACGAUCAGUUCCAGCUUCUGGAUGUUCAGGGUACUAUCAUACAGUACCUAGAUUCAACAAAGGAAUUUAGAAAGGAUGAUAAUCUUGUUCAAUACGCAGGUCCAAACGAGGGAAAAAAGGCAUCCAAAGCCUCUAUUGGACGAUGGAUUAGAUCUACCAUUGCCUGUUGCUAUCAAAAAUCUGGUCUAAACAGCCCCACAAAUAUAAAAGCCCACUCCACAAGAGCUAUGUCUUCUUUACUUAUAACAGCAGACUCAACACUUGAACAUGGCAUUCUCAGUUUUGUACACAGAAGGUUACGAGGCCAAGAACGCAGAGAGAUCCAAAAAGAAAUUUUAUCUGUUUUGGGAUUGUCACAUAGACCAAGACCUCACUUACAUGAGAAACCUACAUCUGCUCCAACGUUUAUGAUGGAUUUGUACAAUUCAGUGAAUGUCAAAGAAGAAAAAAAUGCAGAGUUCUCCAUCUUUAAACAAUUUCUCAGGGAUAAUGAAAUUUCAGUUGUUAGUCCACAGGAGAACCACUUUCUUGCUGAUGCUGAUCUAGUAAUGAGUUUUGUAAAUCCUGAGAAUGACACUGAACUUUGUCACCAAUGCUACAGUAAGGAACUGAGAUUUAAUCUUGCAGACAUACCCGUUGGGAAAUUGACAGUAGCCGAGCUAAGAAUAUUUAAAAAUCAAAUCCCCUAUAAUGAAACAUACCAGAUAAGUGUCUACCAAGUGAUUGAAGAAAACACAAGUAAGUUACUGAAGCUUGAUACUCAAAUUAUCUAUGGAUCAGACAAUGGAUGGUUGACAUUUGACAUUACUUCAACUAGUAAUGCUUGGGUUGUGAAUCAACAGUACAGUCUUGGCCUGCAAUUGAUGGUUGAGACUAUAGACCACAGAAAAAUUCAACCAGGAUUUGUAGGUCUAGUUGGCCGAAGUGGUUCACAGGAGAAGCAGCCAUUUAUUGUGGCAUUUUUUAGAUCUGAAACGAACCACCUCCGUAGUGUCAGUGUCUACCAGUGGAAACAUUGGAAUCUGGAGAAGGCCAAGGGAUCAAAAGAGCAAGGAGAACUUCCAAUUGGCAAUCUCACCGAGAGUUUUAUGAGCAGCAGACUAAUGGUGGCCGGCGCUUCUAAACACGCAUGUAAGAAGCAUGAACUAUAUGUAAGUUUCCGUGAUCUUGGUUGGCAAGAUUGGAUCAUUGCUCCAGAAGGCUAUGCUGCAUAUUACUGUGAUGGAGAAUGUGCUUUCCCACUGAAUUCUUACAUGAAUGCCACCAAUCAUGCCAUUGUCCAAACUUUAGUUCACUUUAUUAAUCCAGACACUGUUCCUAAACCAUGCUGUGCCCCUAGAGAACUCCAAGGAAUAUCAGUGUUGUAUUUUGAUGAUGGUUCCAAUGUUAUACUAAAGUCAUAUAGAAACAUGGUGGUUGCAUCCUGUGGCUGCCACUAG
Bufo bufo (common toad) is the source of this 2115-nucleotide messenger RNA. Its product is annotated as bone morphogenetic protein 7-like. Lineage: Eukaryota; Metazoa; Chordata; Amphibia; Anura; Bufonidae. Gene Ontology annotation, molecular function: growth factor activity; cytokine activity. The record is from RefSeq and is a predicted model, not a curated record. Gene Ontology annotation, cellular component: extracellular region. Gene Ontology annotation, biological process: SMAD protein signal transduction.